Messenger RNA from Bombus pyrosoma, 3110 nucleotides. RefSeq lists its product as uncharacterized. The record is from RefSeq and is a predicted model, not a curated record. The transcript has 7 exons. Lineage: Eukaryota; Metazoa; Arthropoda; Insecta; Hymenoptera; Apidae. Bases 1947 to 2417 code for a protein of 156 amino acids.
GAGCGAGUUGAACGCACCUGUAUUUUCCUCGUUUCGGUAAAAAUAUUUCCGGGACAGCACAGCACGGGGAAAUACCGUGCGAGUUCCAAAAUAUUUCGUUUUAAAGGAGAUAUAUUCGUAUCGAUAUGCACAGCCGGAAAUAUACGUGUGUUAGUGCCGGGGAUGAAUAAGAAUGCCAUGCUCUUGCAAUCAUUUCCGUCCCUAUUUCGUCCAAUUUGUUCUUAUUCGCGUUUUGAAUCCAUCACCGACCAAUACCAAGGAUGUUGGAGAAAAUUCUACAUAGUUUCUGUGAUUUCAUUUGCUCGUAUAUAUGUUGAAAAGUAGAAACGUCCAAGAUGAACUGUAUCCGACGUUUGUGUCGCGAAUUCGCACUGAAACCAGGUCGUCCUCGUGAAAUAAUUGGAGCAAAGUUGUGUAUGAUAUAUGAACAGGCCUAUUUUCGACCAGUUACUGGAGCAAGGACUGCUUAACGAGUUACGGAAGCGGAAGAUCUUAACGCUUUCGUUGCUAUAUUUUACUGCCGAUUGUACGUGCAGCACACGGUCGUUGACGAUUUACAUUGUUACACGGGUCCAAAGUUAAAGGAAAGCUUUAUUGGAAAAGUGGAACGAGACAGAAAGGGGCUGCAAUGACGGAAGGAACUGCAGCUCGAGGAAAUCGUCGAUCAGGGUACCUGAACGAAGAUGAAUUAAUCAGAAGCUCGCGAUAUCGAAAACACGUAAAGGAGAGUAUCGAAGAAAUUGGUGGUGGCGCAGGCGCGAGGAACGUGGCGCGCAGCAAGAGCCGCAUUUUCACGAGCAGUUGGCCUAAAGGCGUCGCAGAUCGAGCACGCGAAACACGAGUCGCCCAGUAUCCGUGAAAAGACACGAGGUUUCGCGUGACGUCGCUAUCCCAACUCGCAGAUAAGUGUUUUCGAAAUACCAAAAACUUAUUUCGCUCGGACCGGAUCGACGAUAAAUAUUCCGAAAGUAAUCGACUACCGAUUUGAAUAUCAUCGAAAUGAUCGCGGAAACAAUUUCACCGCUCGCGCAAGCUACGAUGAACGAUGGUUUUCGCUCGUGAGCGGAACGUAUCAAGUUUUCUGGAAGGUCGAAGGAAGCCACGAUCAAUCGUCCAUGGAUAGGACCAGCCUGCGCGAUACGUGAAAUUUGGUCGCGGUGAAGUAUUUCGAACAGGACGCGAAACGUGACGCGAAACGUGACUCGACUCGAAGUAACGAGAUCGCGCAAGUCCCAGGGUUCGACCAACUUUCCCAGACACACUGACGUGGUACAUCGUGCCGCUGACAAGCAAGCAAGCAAGCGAUGUACGCCUCUCGAUCUUCCUACGACGUCGCAUCGAUUCAAAGAUAAAUAGAAUAAAUAGAAACACGUGUCACCGAGAAGAAUCUAAAAUCCAAGUUCGGAAUAAACUUGAAAUACGAACACCAGCGAAAAACGUUUCCUGCCAGUCAUACAACAAGCAACGCAUCGAAAGAAAUUUAGCUGUCGUAUUUAUCGAUAGACGAAGAUCGUAAUGCUGUCGGAAUAAAUAUCGCACAACUCGGCCCAUAUAGAACUUUAAAGACGUUCAUCGCGGCCUGACCUGCGAAUUAUCCGUUGAUCUAUCCAAGCCGAGAAACAACUGUUCGUCUAAGAUAUUCACCGGUCAAUGAAUCGAACGAACCUCUGCAUUGCCAACAGAAGUCCGACCAAGUUCGACCAAACUCGACCGCUGGAACGAUGAACAACCGGGGACUUAGCAUCGAAAAAACGUGCACAAUCCGGCCAGUUUACACCGUAUAAAUUGUCUGCCAGCUAAAACACGAAGUCUUUCUUUCAGCCUCGACAUUUCGUUGGAAAAAAUAGAAAGAACAAAGAGGGAAUUAAAAGACCUAGGAUCGCUAGAGGCUACUUUGAUUUUUCAUUUCUAUGAGAUAAAACAUAACAAGCAGAGACACCUGAACAAUGAACGAUUUUUGCGAAAAAGAUAUCGAGAGCAAAAUGUCGAUCGAAGUGAGAGCGGGUCGACCAACAAUGCCAACGAUUCCACAAUCCAAGAGACCAACAAUUCUAGUUUAUCCAACAGUAACUCCAGAGAGUAUCAUCAUCCCAAUAGUAUCAUGCAUACUCGGAUUUCCAUUGUUGGCUCUAAUGGUCAUCUGUUGUUUAAGAAGAAGAGCAAAGCUCGCCAGAGAGCGAGCACGAAGAAGGAAUUGUGAUCUAGAUCACGGAGCACUCAGUCUCGUUCGUUUUAGUCCUGUCCACCGUUUAGCAUCGAAAGAGGAUUUAGCUGGAAUUGAUCGUCCAACAAGAACAGUAUCGUUACGAAGCGAUCGAGGAUCUAGAGCUUUUCCAUCACUGGAACUAGACACUGUCGUUGAAGAACGGUCGGAUCCUGAACAGAGCACUGCAUUGGAACUUAGUAGUCCAGAUUAGCAUCCAGUUUUGGUACCGCCUAGGUCAGAUUCUUAUUUUCUGUCUCCACGAUCAUCUAAAUCGGUGGUACCAUUAUCCGUGGAUCAUAGCCCUCUAUGGACAGCAUUAACACACGCUAACGCUGUAUCCUCUGCUCUUGGUGAUACCUAGCAGGAAGUGGAAGAGGGCGGCUACAUCGAAGCUCUCGUACUCGACUUACCCAUAAUAUAUUAAGAGAUUUAUAAGAUAUGUAUGUAUUACGACAAAUUAGUACAUGAGAUCGUGAACAAUAAUGAAACUGAUCGUAAGGAGGAUCUUCGAUACAAAACAAUUUGAAAUCUGAGGACAUUAUACGGAAUAUGGAUAUUUACAAGCAAGUUUUGCACUCGUAUAUAAAAUUAACGACUAAAUUUUAUACUGUCAAACUGUACAAGAUUCUAUGAACAAGCUGCUUUUUAUAUCAUGAAAAACUUAUAACGAGGCAACAAACGCUACAUCAUUAGUGUAAAUAAAAAAUUGUUAAUACCAUGUACAAACAAAAAUCACAAUAUGUAAAUAAAUGAUUAUAAAACACUGUCUAUACAACACCUACAUUCUGUUUUUACGAAAUUUAUACAACGUGUACACGUUACAGCUGAUUUUUGCGUUGUCAGUGUAAAAUAUUAUUCCACAUUUAUGAGUGUAAAUAAUAUAAUUAUAAACAACAAAAAAUGA